Python bivittatus (Burmese python) is the source of this 1787-nucleotide messenger RNA. The record is from RefSeq and is a predicted model, not a curated record. Lineage: Eukaryota; Metazoa; Chordata; Lepidosauria; Squamata; Pythonidae.
GGCUUUUGACACAAGGACAAGAUGCAGCCCGAGGUUGGGGGACAUCGGGGGGCGGGGGCUAAGAAAGGGGAGAAGAGCACCUACGUCUUCCCCAUGGGAAAUGACGCUCCUGGCCAACCCACGGGGACCCAGCCUCCCUCCCCGUGGCUGCACAAGAAAGCAUGGGGACAUGGAGACCCAGGCAGGAUCUGGCCCUCGAUCCGAGCUGAGCUGAAGCAGGCUGCCCGCCUUGUCUGGGGGAAGAGAGAAGCGACGCCCAGGGGGGCGUAAAGGUCAGGCAAGAGGAGGCCCGGCUCCCCCCAGCAGGCCAUCCCUUCCCAUCACCUGGGGGGGUGUUGCCAGGGAGACGCCAGGGCUGGAAUUCCGAGGAGGGGGACGCUGCCUGGCGAUGGACAGAGCAAAUGUGGCCUCGGUGGUGGCCAAAGACUUCCGGGAACCAGCAGGGCAGAGGAGAGCUGUAACGAGGCCCCCGGCUGGCCCUGGGGGAAAGGGUCAGCCGGAUCAUCUCCCCCCAUCUGGGAGUGGCCAGGAGGCUCUCCCACCAACCAACUCAGCCCUGUUCCUCCCCCAGGAAUGGAACAUUCUGUACGGAGCUCUACCUGUGAGCUCCGCCUCUCUGCACAUGUACAGUGUGCGCACACACACAGCAUGCCAGCAAGAGGGCCGGGGUGGAGGUGGUGUGGAUGGCUGCCGGCCAGGGAACCAAGUGGAAGCUGGAGCCAGCAAAGAGAGGCCUCCCAGCUCGGUCCCCAGCAGCAGCCCAUCCUCCCUGGAGCAAAGUCCAGGGCCUGCCCGCACCUCCCUGCAGCCUGCCUGCCACUGGCAGCCAAGAGCCCUGGUCCCCUUCCAAGCUUGGUCACAGAAGCUGUGCCAGUUCCUCCACGGGGCACCCCAAGCCUUGGUGACGGAGCACAGCAGGGACUCAGGCACAGAGCCAAGACACCCAAAGUUCGGGAAGAGACCUUUGCUCUCCUGCCUCCUGGUGCUGAGCAGGCCUGCGCUCCACGAAGGCUUCCCCAGAGGUCGCUGCGCAGAGACCGUGGCCUGGUCCCUGACCCCACCACCCACUGCACUGGCCCGUUCCGGGAGGGGGUAUUUAACAGAAGUUCCCAAAUCCCAGCCAUCUGAUUCUGCUGUGUUAAACUCCUCCACGGAUGGGCCCAGGAAGGCUUUGAAGUCUCCAAAGGUCUGGGACCCCUGAGGGCCUCUCUCCCAGCGCUACCAACCAGAUGCCCCAGUGCACUCAGGGGUGGUCCAGGGGUGGUGGGACUGCCGGGAUGCUCCCCUGAAUUAGAAGCACAUCUGGAGCGCCCAGGAUGGGGAAAUCAGACUGGCGCUCUAGAGGCAGCUGGAAUGGGUUUGCUCCAGCCAAACGCUGAGGCCAGCUGGGCAUCUGAACAAGCUCUCCUGGCAAGGAACUGCUGGGAGUGAGGUCCAGGAAAGCCCGGAGCGGUGGGAGCUGGGAAGGCAUAUCAGUAGCACAACAGCCCCGCUCUGCCACCCUGGAUAAACUCCAGCCACACUGCAGCCACACGGUACCCAGUGGGAGGCUCCCGGCAGCAGCAGGCAGUUCCUCAGGGCCCCCCCAAGGGCCACAGUCUGGGAACGAUGCAGCAGACAAGCCAGACCCUUGCAGCAGAGUCCGCAAAGGAGGAACAUGCUGACUCCAGCGCCAGCUCUAGGUGCAGGGAGUUUCACUGGGCACGCCAGACUGCCAGGCCCUCCCUGGCGGCAACCUACCAUCGGCUGCCCCCCGACUCCCGACUCACUUUUGCCGUGCAGCUCCA